UCAGAGGGAGCAAGAGCUUCUUUUUGCGCGGCGGACACCACCCCACGACAAUGGACUUCCUUCUCAGCGGGGUCGCGGCGUGCGGGGCCUGCAUGUUCACCAACCCGCUGGAGGUAGUGAAGACUCGGAUGCAGCUCCAAGGAGAACUCCAGGCUCCCGGCACCUACACCCGCCACUACCGCAACGUCUUCCAUGCCUUCUACACCAUCGGACGGGUGGACGGUCUGGCAGCGCUCCAGCGGGGCCUGCUGCCCGCCUUGGUGUACCAGUUCAGCAUGAACGGCAUCCGCCUGGGCUCCUACGCCAUCGCCGAGUCGGCCGGCUACACUCGCGCCCCCGACGGGCACCUCAGCCUUCUGCGCAGCACUGUGGCAGGGGCGCUGGCCGGGGUGACGGGUGCCAUCACAAGCAGUCCGUUCUACCUGGUAAAGACCCACAUCCAGGCGCAGUCAGCUUCUGAGAUCGCCGUCGGGCAUCAAUACCAGCACGAGGGGAUGUCCCAAGCUUUGGUGAAGAUCUACAGAGAGCAUGGCAUGGCAGGACUGUGGCGCGGGGCGAUCUCAGCCAUUCCCCGUGUCAUGGUGGGAUCUGCCACGCAGUUGGCUACUUUCUCCACGUCCAAGGAGUUCAUUGGAAAACUUAAGAUCUUUCCUGACGACAGCUGGCUGGUGGCCCUGAGUGCCGGGAUGACCAGCAGUUUCACCGUUGCUAUUGCCAUGACGCCCUUUGACGUGGCUAGCACUCGUCUCUACAACCAACCUGUGGGGCCCGAGGGUCAGGGUUUGAUGUACAAAGGCCUUCUCGACUGCCUUGCUAAAAUAAUCCGCAAAGAGGGCUUCCUCGGGAUCUACAAGGGACUGGGGGCCUCCUACUUCCGGAUCGGGCCCCACACCAUCCUCAGCUUGCUCUUCUGGGACCAGCUGCGCAACGCUUACGCCAGCUGGACGGACCAACGGUGACGCAGAUGGUGGCUGGAAGUGCCAGAUGCCAACAUGGUUUCCGCGGCUCCUCUUGGAGCGAGAGAGCUGUGGAGGGGCUCAAAUCGGCUGGGCUACGUCCAUGCCUGGGAUGGCAACAGAGCUGCCCGUAAUGUCUUCCAUUGUGCAGGAAAGAUUGUCAGUUCCUCACACCUUGUCUCAUAACCUGGCAGCUAAUUAUUCCAUCACCUCUCUUCUCUUGCUUUGCUACUCCAGAGGGUCUUCUGCAACCCGUGCUGACCCCAAAAUAGACCUGCAGCUGUAAUUUAUUGACAGAAGAGGCUUUACGGCGUGACUCUCGCAAUGACGGCUCUCCCCACACUCUGCUUUCAAUCUAUUUAGGAGUCCUCUUCUGCUACGCCAGGCCUCGUCAAUUUAUACGUGUUCAAGCAGCAUUAAGCCAUCUGUGGACAAUUGCCUGUUUCUAUAACUCCAGGUAGACAGCAGGAGGGGGCUAGUUGAAUUCCUUAGGGACCACUAGAUUGGAUUUGGAGGCUUCGUCCUGGUAUGGCCUCUCUGCUCAUAGAGCACUUCGACAGUGGCAGAGUUAUCCUGUUUGCGGUCAAAAGCUCCACUCUGGUAGGCCUCAGUUGAACACCUGUGGGAGCAUCGUUGCACUACAAGAGUCCCACCCCUAGGUAGUGCUAGAGUAUUAAUACUGUACUCACCUGCGUUAGGAGCAAAUAACAGUAAUUAAUUAUACUAUAAUUGAACUCAAAAUGCUAGUCUUUUGUUGUUGGGACUAGGAAAUCACAAAGUAGCAGAUACAUUUCCAAACUGCGGAGAGCUCUUCUUCAGGCAAGAUGAUUUAGUUUUUAAGAAAUCAGAAAAGAGAGAAGGGCAAGGUAAAGAUAUUUCAGGGCGUGUUAUUAAAACUUACAGGCAGAGACAGUCUUUGGCUAUGGGCAACAGGGACGGUAACCUUGGACCCACACUUAGAGGGGUCCCAAGAACCCACUCCUGCCUGACCUGACUGGGGCUUGCGUGGGCCUAGGAUCAUCCCUUCCUUUGUUUGGAUUUAUAUGCCACCUUUCUCCCCUGUAUGGAGUCCCAAAGCCGCUUACA
Messenger RNA from Sphaerodactylus townsendi, 2042 nucleotides. RefSeq names its product solute carrier family 25 member 35 (gene SLC25A35). The record is from RefSeq and is a predicted model, not a curated record. Lineage: Eukaryota; Metazoa; Chordata; Lepidosauria; Squamata; Sphaerodactylidae. Bases 51 to 959 code for a protein of 302 amino acids. The transcript is spliced from 6 exons.